AUGGUAGUGGAUCAUAGCAAACUGCCAUCCCAUUUUAUUGGUGGAAAUUCAGUCGACACAGCACCUCAAGAUCCUGUCAGAGAUUUUGUCAUUGCAAAUGAAGGCCAUACAGUCAUCAGCAAGAUUCUCAUUGCCAACAACGGUAUGGCUGCCAUGAAGGAAAUCCGGUCUGUUCGUAAAUGGGCUUACGAGACGUUUGGUAACGAGAGAGCCAUCGAGUUUACUGUCAUGGCUACACCUGAGGAUCUCAAGGCUAAUGCAGAAUACAUUCGUAUGGCUGAUAAUUAUGUUGAGGUGCCUGGUGGCUCCAACAACAACAACUAUGCCAAUGUCGAGUUGAUUGUCGAUGUUGCAGAACGAACGGCUGUUCACGCGGUGUGGGCGGGUUGGGGCCAUGCUUCCGAGAAUCCUCGUUUGCCAGAGAUGCUGGCCAAAUCUAAAUACAAGUGCCUCUUUAUCGGUCCUCCAGCAUCUGCUAUGCAUUCUCUAGGCGACAAGAUUUCAUCCACCAUUGUAGCACAGAGUGCUCAUGUGCCUACCAUGGGCUGGAGUGGCGAUGGCAUUACGGAUACCGAGAUGGACGAACAAGGCCAUGUCAUUGUGCCUGAUUCUGCGUAUAAGGGUGCCUGUGUUACGUCUUCAGAAGAAGGUCUGGCAGCCGCUGAAAAGAUUGGCUAUCCCAUCAUGAUCAAAGCGUCCGAAGGUGGCGGUGGCAAGGGUAUUCGCAAAGUAGAUGAGCCCGAGCAAUUUGCUAGCUGUUUCUCUCAAGUGCAAGGUGAAAUUCCUGGCUCUCCCAUCUUCAUCAUGAAGUUGGCUGGUAAUGCUAGACAUUUGGAAGUGCAAUUGUUGGCUGAUGAAUACGGUAACGCCAUCAGUUUGUUUGGCAGAGAUUGUUCAGUGCAGCGUCGUCACCAAAAGAUCAUUGAAGAAGCACCUGUUACGAUUGCCAAACCUGAGAUUUUUGAGCAGAUGGAAAAGGCUGCUGUGCGUUUAGCUAAAUUGGUGGGCUACGUCUCUGCUGGUACGGUAGAGUACCUGUACAGCCAUUUUGAUGAGAAUUUCUACUUUCUCGAAUUGAACCCUCGAUUGCAAGUAGAGCAUCCCACCACUGAAAUGGUGUCUGGCGUCAACUUGCCUGCUGCUCAGCUCCAAAUCGCUAUGGGCAUUCCUCUGCAUCGUAUCCGUGAUAUUCGCGUGCUUUACGGUGUACAGGCCAACAGCGCAUCUGAAAUCGACUUUGAUUUUGCUCAUCCUACCUCGCUUCAGAGCCAUCGUCGUCCUACACCUAAGGGCCAUGUCAUUGCUGUCCGUAUCACUGCUGAAAACCCAGAUGCUGGAUUCAAGCCUUCUUCUGGUAUCAUGCACGAGCUGAAUUUCCGUUCAAGCACCAACGUAUGGGGUUACUUCUCUGUGGUCUCUUCAGGCGGUCUUCAUGAGUACGCAGAUUCUCAGUUUGGCCAUAUCUUUGCGUAUGGUGAAAACCGUCAACAAGCGCGCAAAAACAUGGUCAUUGCAUUGAAAGAGCUAUCUAUUCGUGGUGAUUUCAGAACAACCGUGGAAUAUAUCAUCCGCCUUUUGGAGACAGAGGAGUUUGCAGACAACACGAUCAACACAGGCUGGUUGGAUAUGUUGAUUUCCAAGAAGCUGACGGCCGAGAGACCGGAUACGAUGUUGGCUGUGUUCUGUGGUGCUGUUACAAAGGCUCACACGGCUUCCAUUGAGAGCUGGAACGCUUGCAAGCAGCAUUUGGAGAGAGGUCAGGUGCCUAGCAGAGAUGCACUCAAGACGGUAUUUACCAUUGAUUUCAUCUACGAGCAAGUACGCUACAACUUUACUGUCACUCGCUCUGCUCCUGGUCUUUACACGUUGUACCUGAAUGGCAGCAAGACGCAAAUCGGUGUCAGAGAUUUGUCUGACGGGGGCCUCUUGGUCUCUCUUGCAGGUAAAUCCCAUACGACCUAUUCCAGAGAAGAAGUGCAAGCGACCCGACUGAUGAUUGAUGGCAAGACAUGUCUUUUGGAAAAGGAGAGCGAUCCCACUCAAUUGAGAAGCCCUUCUCCUGGCAAACUGGUCAAUUUGUUGCUGGAAAAUGGAGACCAUGUUAAAGCGGGAGAGGCCUAUGCCGAAAUUGAGGUCAUGAAGAUGUACAUGCCCUUGGUGGCUACAGAAGAUGGUCAUGUUCAAUUCAUCAAGCAAGUGGGUGCCACGCUUGAGGCAGGUGAUAUCAUUGGUAUUUUGGCUCUGGAUGAUCCUAGCCGUGUCAAGCAUGCGCUUCCUUUUACUGGCCAAGUGCCCAAUUACUGUUCCCCUUACAUGUAUGGUGAUAAACCUAAUCAAAUGUUGAAGGCAGCCAAAGCGUCUCUCGAGCACAUUAUGCAAGGCUAUGAUAACCAAGCGCUUGCUCAAACAGUGCUCAAGCAGAUGACUGAAAUCCUUCGCAACCCUCAACUGCCUUACUCUGAAAUGACGUCUGAAAUGUCUGUUUUAUCCGGUCGUAUUCCUGCUCGUCUUGAAACUGCUUUGCACAGACUCUUUAGUCAUGCAGAAGCAGCAGCGGAGCCAUUCCCUAUCGCAGAGGCCACUCAUCUGAUCCAAGACUUUGCUAAAACCAACAUCCAUUCUCAGUCUGAUCUCACUGCUUACAAAAUUGCUGUUCAGCCCAUUGUCGCUGUUCUGGAUCGCUACAAGGAGGGUCUCAAACACCACGAAUAUGCCACCUAUGUUGAAUUGAUGGAGCAAUAUUACGAUGUAGAGAUCUUGUUCAGCGGCCAGAUUCGCGAGGAAGAAGUCAUUUUGCAGCUGCGUGAUCAAAACAAGGAGGAUCUCGGCAAGGUGGUUGCCAUUAUGCUGUCUCACUCCAAGGUAGCCAGCAAGAACAACUUGGUCAUGAUGAUGCUUGAUAUUAUUUACCCGUCCAUUGGCGGUGGCGCCUUGGACAAGUUCUUCCUGUCCAUCUUGAAACGACUGUCUGACAUUGAUAGCCGUGCCACACAAAAGGUCACUCUCAAGGCGCGCGAGUUGCUCAUCCUGUGUCAGAUGCCAUCUUACGAAGAACGCCAAGCUCAAAUGUACCACAUCCUCAAGAAUUCAGUAACUGAACGCGUGUAUGGCGGUGGCAUUGAGAACCGCACGCCCAACCCAGAGGCUUACAAGGACCUGAUUGACACCAAAUUCAACGUGUUUGAUGUGCUGCCCAACUUUUUCUACAACGAAGAUGCCUACAUCUCUCUCGCUGCCAUUGAAGUGUACUGUCGUCGCUCAUAUCAUGCCUACAAAGUUUUGGAUAUGGCCUACAAUCUCAGUGGCCACCCUUACAUCUUUGCCUGGAAGUUUCUCUUGGGUAAUGCAACCCAUGGCAUGGACGACAAGCGCAUUGCCUCCUACUCUGACUUGACCUUUCUAUUGAACAAGACAGAAGCUGAGCCAAUCCGUACGGGUGCUAUGGUAGCUGUCCACUCCUUGGACCAACUCAUUUCCGAGUUGCCUCGUAUUUUGACCGCGUUCCAAGAAGACAAGAGCGAUACUACUGCUAGCAAGGUGGAUGGUCGUAUGGAGAACAUUCUCAACAUUGCCGUUCAAAGUGGCACUGAAUGCGACAAUGCGUACUGGCAGCCCAAAAUCAAGGAGGUAAUUCAAUCUCACGUAGAAAGCUUCCGUCAAGCUCACCUGCGUCGUAUGUCUGUCAUUGUAUGUCGUCCUGAUCAAUGGCCAGAUUACUACACUUUCCGUGAGAGUCAUAAUUACGAGGAAGACGAAACCAUUCGUCACAUUGAACCUGCCAUGGCGUAUCAACUGGAACUGUCUCGUCUCUCCAAUUUCGACAUCAAGCCAGUGACCAUUGAGACCAGGCAGCUGUACGUCUAUUAUGCUGUGGCCAAGGAAAACCCAUCCGACUGCAGAUUCUUUAUCCGUGCCUUGGUGCGUCCAGGCAGAGUCAAGGACUCGAUGCGCACGGCUGACUACCUCAUCUCUGAAAGCGAUCGUUUACUGAAUGAGAUUCUGGAUACAUUGGAGAUUGUUUCGCAGGAAUACAAAAACUCGGAUUGCAACCACUUGUUCAUCAACUUUAUCCCUACAUUUGCUUUGGAAACCAGCGAAGUCGAGCAAGCGUUGACUGAUUUCGUGGAUCGUCAUGGCAAACGUCUAUGGAAGCUGCGUGUUACAGGUGCUGAAAUUCGAUUUAAUAUCCAGCCAAAGCAUCCCAACCAAGCACCCAUUCCCAUCCGUUUUGUCAUGGACAAUGUCUCUGGGUUUGUGCUCAAAGUGGAUUCCUACCAGGAGAUUAAGACAGACAAGAGUGGCUGGGUCCUCAAAUCGCUGGGCCGUGUCUCUGGUCCCAUGAACAUGCUGCCUGUAUCUACUCCUUAUCCUACCAAGGAAUGGCUUCAACCUCGUCGUUACAAGGCACAUCUCAUGGGUACUACUUAUGUCUAUGAUUUCCCUGAGCUCUUUCGUCAAGCGACUCAGAAUCAAUGGAGCCAGUUUGUGCGUUCCAAGAAAUUAGCUGGUGAAAAACCUCUGCCAGUGAUACCAUCUCAGAUUGUGGAAGCUUUAGAGCUGGUGCUGGAUGAAGAGGUCAACAAACUGCGUGAACAGGUCCGUCCACCAGGCACCAACACGGUCGGUAUGGUCGCUUGGAUUGUCACUCUUCGCACGCCCGAGUACCCUGAUGGCCGUCGCAUGAUCGUCAUUGCAAAUGACAUUACCUUCAAGAUUGGUUCCUUUGGUGUAGCUGAAGAUGCCGUGUUCUUCAAAGCAUCUGAAAUGGCUCGUAAGUUGGGUAUCCCGCGUAUCUACCUCUCUGCCAACUCGGGUGCUCGUAUUGGUCUAGCAGAUGAACUGAUCAACAAAUUCAAUGUUGCCUGGAAUGAACCUGGUAAUCCUAGCUCGGGAUUCAAGUACCUCUAUGUCACGCCUGAGGUGUAUAAGUUGGUGAAUGCGGAUUCUAAGCAUCAGAGCGUGGUGGCGGAAGAGAUCCAAGAUGAAGGAGAGACCAGAUAUCGUAUCACAGAUGUGGUAGGUCUUACGGAUGGCUUGGGUGUGGAAAACCUAAAGGGCUCUGGCUUGAUUGCUGGCGAGACAUCGCGCGCUUAUGAUGACAUCUUUACCAUCACGCUUGUUACUUGUCGCUCAGUCGGUAUUGGCGCUUAUCUCGUGCGUCUUGGCCAACGUACUAUCCAGAAUGAAGGUCAACCCAUCAUCUUGACAGGCGCCCCGGCAUUGAACAAGGUGUUAGGUCGUGAAGUAUAUACAUCCAAUUUGCAAUUAGGUGGCACCCAAAUUAUGUACAAGAACGGUGUAUCUCAUUUGACGGCAGAAAACGAUCUCGAAGGUAUCGAUAAGAUCAUUCAAUGGCUCGCUUAUGUCCCUGCUGCUCGUGGCGCACCUAUUCCGAUGGCAUUGGGCUCUGACCCUGUGGACCGCGAAAUUGAAUACUUGCCUCCCAAGGGCCCCAAUGAUCCUCGCACGUUUUUGGCUGGUAAAUACCAAGGCGAUACAUGGGUCAGUGGCUUCUUUGAUGAAGGUUCCUUUACAGAGACGUUGUGUGGCUGGGCUCGCACUGUGGUGGUCGGCCGUGCUAGACUCGGUGGUAUCCCUAUGGGUGUCAUUGCUGUUGAAUCUCGUACUGUGGAGAAUAUCAUCCCUGCUGAUCCUGCCAACUCAGAUUCCACAGAGCAAGUCUUUAUGGAGGCUGGCGGUGUGUGGUUCCCCAACUCGGCUUACAAGACGGCACAAGCGAUCAAUGACUUUAACAAGGGUGAAGAACUACCUCUCAUGAUUUUUGCCAACUGGCGUGGCUUCUCUGGUGGUCAACGAGACAUGUACAAUGAAGUCCUCAAGUAUGGUGCUCAAAUUGUGGAUGCUCUCAGAAACUACAAACAGCCUGUUUUUGUGUACAUCAUUCCUAAUGGUGAACUACGAGGCGGUGCCUGGGUGGUUGUAGAUCCUACCAUCAAUGCCGAUAUGAUGGAGAUGUAUGCGGAUAAGCAGGCGCGUGGUGGUGUGCUGGAGCCUGAGGGUAUUGUUGAAAUCAAGUACCGUAAACCCGCCUUGUUGGCCACCAUGGCUCGUCUGGAUCAGCAGUACGGCGACCUCAAGAAACAUCUGGAAUCGGCCAUCGAUGUACCCGCUGAGGAGAAGGCUGAUAUUAAGCGCCAAUUAGAGGCGCGUGAGCAAGAGCUUCUGCCCGUUUAUCAACAGAUUGCCAUUCAAUUUGCUGAUUUGCAUGAUCGUACCGGCCGUAUGAUGGCCAAGGGCGUCAUUCGUAAGCCUCUAGAAUGGCGACACGCGCGCCAAUACUUUUACUGGCGUGUGCGCAGAAGAUUGAGUGAAGAAUACCUGAUCCGUGAUAUCAAGGCAGUGACAGAUGAUGGUCUUGGCCGUGAUUCCAUGAUGAAACUUGUACAAGAGUGGUUCAAACAAGACAUGCCAGAUGGUGAUGAUGAUAAUGAGCAGAUGGUGGCUGAAUGGUUUGAUCAGUACAGAGAUACUAUCCAGCAACGUGUGGCUCAAUUGAAGCGUAAUACAUUGGAGAGCAAGAUUGUGACAUUUGGAUUGCAAGACCAUGAUGCAGUCAUUGAAGGCUUUAGCAAGCUGUUAAAGCAGAUGGGCCCUGACGAUCGCAAAAAGGCAGCAGAGAAACUGUCCUCAUUGUUUUAG
Mucor velutinosus is the source of this 6660-nucleotide messenger RNA. RefSeq lists its product as uncharacterized. The record is from RefSeq and is a predicted model, not a curated record. The transcript has 3 exons. The coding region runs from base 1 to 6660 and encodes 2219 amino acids. Gene Ontology annotation, cellular component: mitochondrion. Gene Ontology annotation, molecular function: ATP binding; metal ion binding; acetyl-CoA carboxylase activity. NCBI's taxonomy places the organism in Eukaryota, Fungi, Mucoromycota, Mucoromycetes, Mucorales, Mucoraceae. Gene Ontology annotation, biological process: fatty acid biosynthetic process.